UAGAGUCAGUCACUACGCCCCACUUCAGUGUUCUAGUUGUCAGUGAAGGAGUGUGAAAAGUCAGUUGCUUGACUCGUAAUUACAUUUGAUAAUGGCUUCAGGAGUUCAAGUUGCUGAUGAGGUGGUGGAAGAGUACAAAUUUAUCAAGAAGGGGAAGAAAUACAGAUAUAUUGUAUUCCACAUUAAGGAUGAAAAGAAGAUCUGCAUCGAUAGUAGUGGUGACCGCGAUGCCUGUUAUCAAGACUACCUGGACCACUUAGCCAGCCUUGGUCCUGAUGAGUGCCGCUAUGGACUCUACGAUUUCGAGUUCGAGCAUGCCUGUGAAGGUGCUGCUGACACGAAAAGAUCGAAGCUGAUUUUGAUGAUCUGGUGCCCCGACACUGCCAAGAUUAAGAAGAAAAUGCUUUACUCUUCCAGCUUUGAUGCUCUGAAGCACUCGCUUGAAGGCAUAGGAAAAUAUAUUCAGGCCACGGACAUGUCAGAAGCCGCGCCCGAGUGCAUCCUGGAGAAGAUCAAGUCGACCGCGCGCUCGUGAGGUCGUCAGCCGAGUGCAACCCUACAUGCUGGCUGAUGAUGGGGGCACUAGAGCGACGUUGCUCUGCUCCACUUUAUUCCUACCAUUCGCUGCUCCUGUAGUCCUGAUUGCUUCAAUACAUUUCCGUUCGUUGUAGUUUCCCAGUUGCUGUUGACCCGCCACCUCAACGUAAAUAGCACCAUAGUUGUGGAGAUCAUAUCGUCUACGUGAAGCCUCUUGGUUCCAUUAUGGGCCAAUGUAUUUUGGAAUGCUUCUCACAGCUGAAUUGAUUCGGUAAUUGCCAGGAAUUAGUUAAAUCUUUUGAAGGUUUCAAUUAAAUUUUGCACUUUCGCAAGCCUUCUGAUAUUGUCUUCUCUUGGACACUUCUUUUGAACGAUUCGUUUGACGGAAUGUGUCUGGAUGCGAGGGUAAGAAUAAGAGCGCCGACGCGAUAGUAGUGGCAUGAAUAAUCAGGUAACGAAGUAGUGGAUUGUUAGGUUUGAUAGAGCCGAGCUAAAAUAUUAACUUUGCUCGAUAGGUCAGCUUGUGGAUAUUGAAUCCUAUGACGCUCUUCCAUCGAUUCCCUCUAGAGCAUCAAAGACUUAUUUAAGGAAUUCUAUUAUAAUUAUUUCUAGUGGAAACUAUUGAAUUCUAAAUUUCGAAUUUCGCGCCUACUACCAAAAGUUUGCAUUUUUCAUCAAAUUAUUCGUCAAUAAAUUUCUUUUUGAUUCACAA
Hyalella azteca is the source of this 1249-nucleotide messenger RNA. RefSeq names its product cofilin/actin-depolymerizing factor homolog (gene tsr). Gene Ontology annotation, biological process: actin filament fragmentation; cell motility; actin filament severing. The record is from RefSeq and is a predicted model, not a curated record. Gene Ontology annotation, cellular component: actin cytoskeleton; actin cortical patch; cytoplasm. The transcript is spliced from 5 exons. NCBI's taxonomy places the organism in Eukaryota, Metazoa, Arthropoda, Malacostraca, Amphipoda, Hyalellidae. The coding region runs from base 92 to 535 and encodes 147 amino acids. Gene Ontology annotation, molecular function: actin filament binding.